AUGGUUGCCAAUUCUUCAAGUCUCGAGCGCGAAGACCACUCUCGCGAUGCAGCCUUCAACAAGGCAAUGCACGGCAAAUCUGCCCAGGCUCGCGGCGGGAUUGCAGCAAUGUUUUCCAAGGGUGGCGAGGCCAAGAAGGCGGCUGUUGACGAGUACUUUAAACACUGGGACAACAAGCCUGCCGAGAACGAGACUGCCGAGGAACGCGCUGCUAGAACUGCCGAGUACGCAACCUUGACGAGACACUACUACAACCUCGCUACUGAUCUGUACGAAUACGGCUGGGGCCAGUCUUUUCAUUUCUGUCGCUUCUCCCUCGGCGAGCCCUUCUACCAGGCCAUUGCCCGUCACGAGCACUACCUCGCCCACAGCAUUGGUAUAAAGGAGGGAAUGAAAGUCCUUGACGUUGGUUGUGGUGUUGGAGGCCCGGCCCGCGAGAUUGCCAAGUUCACCGGCGCUCAUAUCACUGGUCUGAACAACAACGACUACCAGAUUGACCGUGCUACCCACUACGCUCAAAAGGAGGGUCUGUCCAAUCAGCUGGAUUUCGUCAAGGGUGACUUUAUGGCUACGGUCCACGCUCCCACCCUUGAGGGUAUCUACAGCCAGAUUUUCCGCGUCCUCAAACCCGGCGGUGUCUUUGGUGUUUACGAAUGGCUCAUGACGGAUGAGUACGACAACGACAACAUCCACCACCGCGAAAUCCGCCUCGGAAUCGAGCAGGGUGACGGCAUCUCCAACAUGUGCAAGGUGUCUGACGCCUUGGAGGCCAUGAAGGCGGCCGGUUUCGAGCUCCUACGUGCUGAGGAUCUGGCCGACCGCCCUGACCCUCUCCCCUGGUACUGGCCCCUGUCUGGUGAGCUGCGUUACAUACAGACGAUUGGAGACAUCUUUACUAUUGUCCGCAUGACGACGUGGGGCCGCACCAUUGCCCACAACUUGGCUGGUCUCUUAGAAACUAUGCGUCUGGCUCCCGCGGGCACAAAGAAGACUGCUGACAGUCUGGCUCUUGCUGCUGACUGCCUGGUCGCUGGUGGCCGUGAGAAGCUGUUCACACCCAUGUACCUCAUGGUUGGACGCAAGCCUGCCGAGUAA
Messenger RNA from Metarhizium brunneum ARSEF 3297, 1095 nucleotides. NCBI's taxonomy places the organism in Eukaryota, Fungi, Ascomycota, Sordariomycetes, Hypocreales, Clavicipitaceae. The record is from RefSeq and is a predicted model, not a curated record.